AAUCAGGAACCCUGUUUUGUAUCUCCUUGUUUGUUGUUCUUCUCCAGUAAAGUGAGAGAUAAACUAAAGUAAGACAAUGGCUGACAAACCAAAUAUCAGUGAAAUCUCUCAGUUUGACAAGACCAAGCUGAAGAAAACUGAGACACAGGAGAAGAACACACUUCCCACCAAAGAGACCAUUGAACAGGAGAAAAAAUCUGAGGCGUAAGUUAUCAACAGCUCUUCACCAAGGGCAAGAUGUAGAGGACUCCGUGAGAUGGCUAGUCACAUCACUUUAGUCAGAUGGCAUCUCUCAACCACCAGUCAUUACAGCCAUAGGCUGGAGUGGGAUAUUCACAGUUUUAACUGUAGACCAUACUGAAGGAUGACUGACUCUUCAUGUUAAUCAUUUCUACAGUACGAUCAUGUGUUUUGUGAAGAGGCAGUCAACUUUGCACUGAGGAUGUCUAACUCUCAGAAAGCUCUAUGUAAAUCCAUCUGUAAGAAAAUGAGUUUUAUCUGCCCUCAUUUUGAACUUUGGUGAAAUAAACCUUUAAAAUGAA
This is a messenger RNA of Rhinichthys klamathensis goyatoka, 542 nucleotides long. Its product is annotated as thymosin beta-b. The coding region runs from base 77 to 208 and encodes 43 amino acids. The record is from RefSeq and is a predicted model, not a curated record. NCBI's taxonomy places the organism in Eukaryota, Metazoa, Chordata, Actinopteri, Cypriniformes, Leuciscidae. Gene Ontology annotation, biological process: regulation of cell migration; actin filament organization. Gene Ontology annotation, cellular component: cytoplasm. Gene Ontology annotation, molecular function: actin monomer binding. The transcript is spliced from 3 exons.